This is a messenger RNA of Paramecium sonneborni, 759 nucleotides long. NCBI's taxonomy places the organism in Eukaryota, Ciliophora, Oligohymenophorea, Peniculida, Parameciidae. The record is from the annotation of a GenBank genome assembly.
AUGAAUGAUUAUAUGGAUUAUAUCAAGGGAAUUAAAAUAUAUAUAGAUGAUUCAGCUAAUAAUAUUUAGGAAAGAGUAGCUGAAAUUGUUAGAAUAGAUGAUAUUAGAGAUUUGAAUAAAAUGCAAGCUAAAAAAUACAGAAAUCGAAACAAUAAUAAAUAACCAUCUCUUGUUACUUUAGGUGAAGUAUCUCAAGCUGAAAUUGAAUUAUAAAAAUUGUAUUAGCAAAAUUAAUAACUUUAUGAAAAGAUGAAAGAGUUAGAAGAAUAAAAAACAAACCUUAAAUUUUAACUAGGAAAAUACAGAUAAUUAAUAGCUGAUAAAAGAAAAAUGUUAAAUAAAGAAUGUAGAGAUGGUUUUUAAUUGCUUACAUAAACAAGAAGACCUAGAAUCUUGAGUGAAAAAAAGAGUAAGUCUCCUUAAUUAUUUAUUACUUCCACUAUGUCUUAAUAGAAACUAACUCAAGUUCAUAUUCUAUUAAGAGAUGUAAUGAGGACUGAAAGAUAAAUUCAAUUUAUUAGAAGCAAUCGAAGAUAUACUUUUGAUUAAUUUAUGCAAUUAAACAAAAAGAAUAUUUUAGCUACAUACAUAAUCAUUUACCAAAAAUUAAACAAUGUUUUCUCGAAUUCUCAUUUAAAAGAACUAAAUAAUCCAAAAUUCUAUAAUUUUUAUAUAAUAUACUAUUUUUUAUUUAAAUAUAGUUGUUAACAUCCUGAAGAAUUAUUAUACAUGUUAAUAAAGAAUAAUAAUAAAUCUUGA